Molecule: messenger RNA, 2916 nt
Organism: Acipenser ruthenus (sterlet)
Lineage: Eukaryota; Metazoa; Chordata; Actinopteri; Acipenseriformes; Acipenseridae
Product: zinc finger protein 572-like
Exons: 8
Coding region: 386-2377 (663 amino acids)
Biological process (GO): regulation of transcription by RNA polymerase II
Cellular component (GO): nucleus
Molecular function (GO): DNA-binding transcription factor activity, RNA polymerase II-specific; RNA polymerase II transcription regulatory region sequence-specific DNA binding
Source: RefSeq, a predicted model, not a curated record
AACGAGAGAGCAGGAGGAUUGCCAUAGCAACGAACGACUGUGCUGCGUUUUAAAAAAAAAACACCUUGGUACUGAGACGACUCGUAAUGAUGCUAACCAAAAAACAGUAUUUAUUUCUUAGUCAACAGCCUUAUCCAGGGCGACUUACAAUUGUUACAAGAUAUCACAUUAUUUUUACAUACAAUUACCCAUUUAUACAGUUGGGUUUUUUACUGGAGCAAUCUAGGUAAAGUACCUUGUUCAAGGGUACAGCAGCAGUGUCCCCCACCUGGGAUUGAACCCACGACCCUCCGGUCAAGAGUCCAGAGCCCUAACCACUACUCCACACUGCUGCCCAGUUAAAGGAGCAGGGCUGGGGACCCCCCGGCAGCGCCCCUCGGAGGGCAUGGCGGAGGAGAGAGACCCCCUUAAAGGGGAGGGGCCGAGGACGCAGCCCGACGCCCUUAAAGGGGAGGUGCCGGAGACGGAGGGAGCGGGUGAGCCCCCACUGUUGCCUGCGGCUGACGUGCCUCCUCUCCCAGCGGCCGAGCCCUCCUCCCAGCAGCAGUGCCACCAGUGCAUGGUGAUGUUCGGAGACGCCCGGGCGAAGGAGCGUCACAUGCGGCGGCACCACCCCGAGGAGUACCUGGAUUUCCUGCUGGCCGUGUCGCGGCUGAGCUGCCACGUGUGCGCCCUGCCCUUCGACUCCUCGCGGGAGCUCAUCGACCACCAGCGUACCCAGCACCCCCAGGGCCGGCCCUUCCUGUGCCCCGUGUGCGGAGACAGCUUUGUGCAGUCCCACGCGCUCAUCAACCACAAGAGGCGACACCUGGGCCAGUCUCGCUACGCGUGCCGCGACUGCGCCAAGACCUGCCGGACUCUGAAGCAGCUGCUGAACCACCGGCGCAGCCACGGCAAGGGGCAGGGGCAGGUCAGGGAGACCUGGGGGGGAGGGAGGCAGGGACACCCCGCCAGCACCACCCCCGACCCCGCCCCCUCCCCCUCCUCCUCAUCCUCAUCCACGGCAGCAGCAGCAACCGGCGAGGAGGAGGGCAGACACAACCAGUCUCUCCAGUGCUUCAGCUGCUUCAUCACCUUCCAGGACCUGCAGACCAGCACCAAGCACAUGCGCUUCAAGCACCCCGCGGAGUACGAGAGGCAGAUGCAGGGCCGCACCGUGUUCGCCUGCCAACGCUGCGAGCGCACCUUCCCCUCCUCCCGCCAGCUCAGCACACACCAGCGCACGCACCGGAGCCUGCCCCCUGCUGGAGAGGAGGCCCCCAGCCCGGAGGAGGAGGAGGAGGGGGAGGAGGGGGAGGAGGAGGGGAGCGAGGGAGAGGGAGAGGCUGAAAAGGAGCCCCUUGCAGAGACCCAGCCCGUCAGCUCCUCCCACAAGUGCCCGCACUGCAACUUCCUGUUCAGCGACUUGAAGACCAAGAACCGCCACAUGAACGCCAAGCACCCCCCCGGCUGCAGGGAGCCCCCGCACCGCCGGCCACCCCCCCUGCUGUACAGCGAGCGCCCCAGCGAGGAGGGGGAGGUGCUGACCGUCAGGAUCAAAGAGGAGCCGGAGGAUUUCGCUGCCUCUCCCGAAGGAUCUGCUGGAGAGGAGGCUCCAGGCUCGGAGAGAGAGGGGAGCGAGGAGGAAGAGGAGGAGGAGGAGGAGAGGGAGAGGGAGCGAGAGAGAGAGAAAGAGAGGGAGCUGCGAGAGACACACGAGAGCUGCCUAUCCCACAAGUGCCUCUACUGCAGCUUCCUGUUCUCUAACCUGCACACCAUGCAGAGGCACAUGAGCACCAAGCACCCAUUGCUGAAGAGAGGGGGGCCCUCCCCCGGGGCCCUGGGGCCGCCAGCGCUGAAGCAGGCCUGCCUGGAGGAAGGGGAGGGGGAGGGGGAGGGGGAGGUGCUGACUGUGAGGAUCAAAGAGGAGGAGCAGGAGGAGAGCCAGACCUCUGGAGCCUUCAGCGCCUGGGGUUCAAACGAGCGCCCCCUGCAGGAGGAGGACCCCCCCUUCGUGUGUCACGUCUGCUCGCUGCCCUUCCUCUCCCCCCGGGCCCUGCUGGCUCACCAGCCCUCGCACCUGGACCCGCGCCCCUUCAAGUGCCCCAUCUGCGGAGACGGCUUCGAGCAGCCGGCCGCCCUGGCCAGCCACGAGCGCCGGCACCUGCGCCAGUCCCGCUACGUGUGCCGCGACUGUGCCAUGGUGUGCCCCAGCCUGCCGGAGCUGCUGAGCCACCGGCGGCUGCACACGGAGGAGCGGCCCUACAGCUGCCAGGACUGCGGCCGCACCUUCAAGAGAGCUUCAGGGCUGCAGAGGCACAAGAGCGUGCACCGGGGCGGGGCCGGGGGCGGGGGCGGGGCUGAGGGGCGGGGCAGCGACACGCACACACAGCAAUAGCAGCAACAGAAGACAAGCACACACACACUGAGACUGAAACUGAUACACACACACACUGAGAGACUGAAACACACACACACUGAGAGACUGAUACACACACACACACACACACACUGACACACUCGCACACACUCGCACAGACACACACAUUGAAACACGUACACACAGACAGACAGAUGUGGGGAGAGGAGAGGAGAGACGGGGUGCUGCUGAGAGGAGCUGUGGACCUGAGGGAGGAUAUUGAGAGGCUAAGGAAUCAGUCUGAGGAUUAUAAACAUGCUCUGUGUCAAUGGCUAUUAUUAUUAUUAUUAUUAUUAUUAUUAUUAUUAUUAUUAUUAUUGCUGUUGUUGUUGUUUGUCUGUGAUUGCUUGUAUAAAUGAGCUUGUUGUUCUAAGUGGUUCUCGUCCACACCGGUGUCCUUCUGUCUUCCUGAAACACGCAGUCAGGCUGCCAACAAGUCCUUCAUCUUUCUAACACUUAAUUACUGCAAUGUAAACAGCCCGCUCGAUUUCUAUUAAAACCGAACCAUGAGCCACAAA